GCCUUUCUCAGCAUGCCCCCAUCUAUCCUGCCCAUGCCUGACGGGCAAGAAAUGGAAGAACAGGGUGUUGAGGGAACUGGAAACGGAUUAGAUGGAACCUUCCACCAGGGACAGUCCGUGGAGGAAAUUGAGGAGGAUUAUGAGGAUGAAGAAGAGGAAGAAGAUGAGGAAGAGGAUGAGGAGGAGGAGGAUGAAGAGGACGAUGAAGAUGAUGGCUUGAUGGACGAUGAUGAAGAUCACAUGGGCGAUGGCUUUGAUGAUGAAGAUUCUCAGGACAUCAGUGAAUCUCAAGGGGAUGAUAAUUCACAAGAGAUGGACAGCCUUGAGGUGGAUGAAGUGUGGACAGAACCAAGAAUAUUCCGUUUCAUUGAGCUGCGAGGAGCGAAAGAAGCUGAUAUGGUUGCCCUUGGACCCUCUCCAGUUUUUGCUGAGAUUUUAGAGGAACUUGGAAUGUCUGAGGAAGUAACGCCAGCACAAGCCCGCAAAAAGUGGACCCAACUAGUAAGGAGAUAUCUGGAAUUUAAGGGUCCAUAUGGUGAAAGUGGUAGACCAAUGUUCACUUCCAACCCCAGCAUGAUCACACCAGACUUGAAUGAUGGAGGCUGGCUCUUCUACUCAAGCAUGCAUGCAGUGAUGGAGGCUAUCAAGGCAACCUCUCCAGACGGCGGAACCAAGACAAGGAAGUCGCCCGAAUAUACAUGGUCAGUGGAUGUGACACGCAAGUUCAUCAAGAUCAGAGGAGAGAAACAUGCUGAGAUCUCUCAGAAGGGUCAUAAUGCUGUAUACCAAGAGAUCCUGGAGAAGUUGGGAAUCAGUGACAAAGUGAGUGUGAUGAUGGCAAGAAAGAAGUGGAACUAUUUAGUCAAGAGAUAUCAGGAUGAGGAGAUGGCAGGUGGGGAGCGAACUUGGGCUUUCAUGAAGGAGAUGGGCCAAGUCAUGAAGCACUUUAGAGGAGCCAACGUCAACAAGCUGAAGUCAAGAGCAUCACCCGAGUUCUUGUGGCCAAAUGAACUGACUCGGAGAUUUAUUGAGCUUCGUGUUUCUCGCCAUUCCGAUUUCCUUGAAACGGGGAUACAAAACACUUAUACAGAGAUCAUGGAAGAGCUUGGUCUGGAACACAUCCUGAACCCUAACCAGUUGAGGAAGAAGUGGAACUAUUUGGUUGCAAAGUACAAAGAGCUGUCAUGCACAACUGGACCAGACGGCACUAGCCCUGCUCCUCAUUCCUGGCCUUUCUAUGAUGACAUGCACCAAGCCCUGCAACAGAUUCCUGAGAGUGCCUUACAUAGCAAUCGAACUGUCAGAACAAACUUCGAAAAUAUUUGGACUAAGGAAGUUACUACAAGGUUUAUUCAACUCCGUGGCGCUAGACCUCCUGACAAUACAAAAAAAGUCUCCUCAGUAUUUGCAAACAUAGUUGAUGAGCUUGGGUUAACAGGUGUAAUCACACCCAACCAGGCACGCAAGAAGUGGAACUACCUCUGGAGCAAAUAUGUUGACUUGAGUCACCCAGACGUGAGUGAAUAUACCCGCCAGUCUUGGCCUUUCUACACCACCAUGCAGGCCGUGGUUGGUGCCCUCCCUCUCUCUCAGGUCCUUACAAAGAAAGGUUUAGUGGACGAACUUGAAGAGGAUGAGGACCCACAAAAGAAAAUUGUAAAGCGUACAAGACAGUACACUUGUUUCGUGUGUGGGAAAACAGGUAAGAUCCUCAACGACUUCUUCAUGUACGAACACGACCAGAGACUUCUAUACACUCAGAAGACUGUGCUGGAGGUCAUCAGCCAUUUAGUAAGCAGAAAGAUGGUCAACAUGGAAUCCAGCACCUGCUUGUGUUCAGGCUGUACCAACCUUGUCAAUGAAGCUGAUUCUGUCAUCCAGAGACAUGACAGAAUAAAGGAAAUGGUCCAAGGACUGUAUUAUAGUGGAAUUGCUCAAGCCAAGGCUGACCAGCAGCAGCAGCAGCAGCAGCAGCGUUUUGCAAGAAAUCCAGCCGACGAUAGUAGUUCUGAAGAGGAUAAGGAGAUUAAGAGAGAAGAGAGAGUAACAUACAGUCAGCGGGGAAGGAAGCGCAAAGCUACUGUCCUAGCAGAUGAGACUGAAGUUAAAAUCAAGUUGGAACCAAUGGAUGAUGGUUUUGAAAGUAUAGAGUGUGAUGUCGACUUUGACGAUGACUCUGAAGAUGAGCGCAAGAGACGGAAAACAAGAGGAAGGGGGAGAGGACGAGGUAGAGGCAGAGGAAGAGGCAGAGGCCGUGGAAGAGGUCGACCGGCGGCAAGAUCAACUCUAAUUGGCAGAGGCUUAGGUGGUCAGUAUCCUACCUCUAACAAGCGAAAAAUCUUACCUUAUAAAGGACCCAAAAUAUAUCACUGUGCAGAGUGUGAUUCUGAAUUUAAAAAAUACACAGAUCUGAUUACUCAUAAGAAGGAAGUUCACACUGUCAUUGAUAAUACACCUCUUGAGGUUGAGGAGACUAUACUUGAAAAUGGAGUUAUUACUUACUUUAAUAAAGGUAAAGCAAACAAUUCAGAGACAAGCCAUCCUUGCCGGGAGUGUGACAAGCAUUUUCUGCGCAAGGAUGACUUGUGGUAUCAUCAGGAGAUUGCCCAUACUGAAGGGAAGGGCAGGGCUAAAACUGCAUUUAAAGACAGAACCUACGCUUGUGAAGAAUGUGGUGAAACCUUCUUAUUCAAGUACAAACUCAAGAUGCAUAUAAAUAGCAAACAUUUGAAUGAUGCUGGCCAGAAUGCAAACGACUUCACAUGUGGGGAGUGUGGCUGCAAGCUGGGGAGUCUUCCAGGUUUAACAUUCCACAUGCGUAAACAUCACAAUAAAAGUUUGACGUAUCGCAAGACAACUGAAUAUUUGUGUAGUGACUGUGGGUUCAUGGCGCCAUCAAAUAAGAAGUUGAGGGAACAUCAAGAGGCCCAUUGUGGUUCCUCCACCAAGCCAAAGGUGCAGUGUGAAAUAUGUGGCAAGACCGUCCUUAAAGUGUCCCUUAAAAUGCACAAAGUUAAGAUGCACUCUGAGUUUAAAGAACAGUGUGAUAGAUGUGGAGAACGUUAUGCCACCAAAACUGAUUUAUUGCGGCAUAUCAAUGUUGUGCACCUUCGCAUUCUCCUUUAUAACUGUCAGUACUGUGGAGAUAGAUUCGCUACUUCUGAUGCCCUUCGGUAUCACAGAGUUAAAAUGCAUGAAAAACCAUCCUUUUACUGUCAAAUUUGUGGUAAGUGUUAUAAGAGGGUUGGGGAACUUAAUACUCAUAUCAAACGUGCUCAUAAUGACCGUAGGAAGGCAGAGGUUUGUACAUAUUGUGGCAAAGAGUACUAUGACCGUAGCAAGCUGCGUAACCAUCUGGUAAGUAAGCAUAAUAUUCCACAAGAAAUGACCUAUUCUGAAAAUUACCUCCGGAAGAAACGUGUAGAUGGGUUACCUUUGGCGAAACACAUGGAAAAACGAUCUGGUAUGGAACAAAAGAUGACACAUAUGGGUCAACCAGGGGUUGUGCAUCAGCAGCAACAACAGCAGCAGCAGCAACAGCAGCAGCAGCAACAACAGCAGCAGCAACAGCAACAGCAGCAGCAACAGCAUCCUCAUCAUCAUGGUGUAGUUCCACAACACCAACAGCAUCCACAUAUGAGACCAGUUGUAGAUGAGGCAGCAGAGGCAGCUCGAAAUCUUGGAGCAUAUCAAGAAAUUACUACCACAGAGGAUGACAAUUCUCUGGUAGUAACAGAGAUAACUGAAGCGCCUGCUCAGGUGGAGCAGACGGUGCUGGUUGACCCACUAAGUGUCCCUCAGGGCAUGAUGCAUCAUCCCCAGGUGGCACACAUGCAACCCCCAAUGACCAUGCACCACCCCAUGCACCAGCAGAUGCAUCAUCAUGCUGCUAUGUCUCGUCUUGGUGUUCUUUACCAGAUGAACAUGCAUCACCCAGGGCCGUCACACCUCAACAUGUAGUUCAAGGCCUAGUAAGGAAAGCUAUGUGUUAGCCAUACUCUGAUGGAGGUUCUUAUUUUACAGUCUUUCAGAGGAGCACCUAAUCUUUUCAACAUUUAAUUAAUUGCAUAAGUUAACAGCAUCAUAUAAGUUUAGUUUUCACCCAUAAUCACAUGAUAGUAUAAAUUAUGGUGCCAAAUCAGUAGACACAUAUAAGAAUGAAUCAGAAUCGUAUAGUUAUUUCAGGCCUCAGAAUCUCUAGUACAAAAUGAAGAUAUUCUUCAGUAAUGAUUAGCUUCAAAAGUAUCCUAGUAUUGUUUUAAUUGUAUAGUUAUUAAGCUAAUUGAAUUUAUAUUGAAGGACUUCCUAUGGCCAUAUAGUAAAGAAAGUUAGAUUAAUGUUAUUUUUCUCUAAUAAUUCCAAAUAAUUUCCUCUGUAGGUAGGAGCUGUGUACAUGCAAUGGAAAGAGGGUAAAUCAUCCAAAUUAUUAAAUUUCCUGAGUUUGAUUGAAGGGUACAAAGCUUCAUAAGCAGGAAAACUACCUGCAUAUUUUUUGUGAUGCAGCAUAGACAUCAGGUAUUAGGAAAUCUGGAGCUACUGGUCAAUAAUUACACAAGAAAUUGAGCGCCACUAAGAAGGGAUAGCUUACAUACGAGAUGGGAGUGUAGCCUACUGCGCAUUAUAGUACUCUGUGCCACAUACCAGCAUGAUUUAUUCCAAAUCAAACCUCUUGCUAAAUUGACUACAGUGUUGUGCACUUGUAAUGGAGAAUUAGAAUUAUAUAAACAUUAUAUGUACAAGCCAAAAUGUGAACAUCUAAAUCCAGUGUAAAGUAUGUAACAACUUCUAUAUAGUUAUUAUUGAGUCGGGUCUCUGUAAUAUUCUACCUCUUGAACAAGUGUGCUUUUAAAACAUGGAGAACUGGUUAAGAUUUCAGUUCAUAACCUACUUGUAUUAAACACAAAAAUGCCUUUGAGAAUGUAUUUUAUAAUUUAUAUAAAUAUGAAAUCCACAAAUUUGGUUUGCAGCCAACUAAAUGCCAAGAAGUUGAUUGCAGGCUGUGUUUUUUCUUUUCUUAUUUGUUCUUGUUUUGAUCUGUUUUCUUUUAAGGAGAUAAAUUUUGAGAGCAAAAUUUUUUUCAGCAGUAUCUGCAUUCAGAAAAGGAAAAAUUGAGAGAGGAUGUGUUGAGAUAAUUACUUGUCUUUCUUAACCUCUUGCUGACGGGCCACGCCUAUCGGCAUCAUAACAAACUGCUCAGUCUGCAGGGUACACCUGUAGGCGCAGUGACGUGCCAGACUGCUUGGAGUGGGAUGUUCGGCUUGAUGUAGUUCACUCCCGCACCCAGUGUCUGCCCGUUGCCAGAAAUCUCUAGAGUUUAAAAUUCUCAGGGAUUCUUUUCACCCGUCAGUGUUGGGUUAAUCAGCCAUUGCUCAUCUUAGCCAUCUCCUCUUUAUAAACAUAAACUGAGAAUAAUAUAUAUUGAACACUUAGAAGAAGAAUUGUAUAUAGCCUGAACAAGUAUCAAAAA
Messenger RNA from Penaeus indicus, 5467 nucleotides. RefSeq lists its product as uncharacterized. The transcript has 14 exons. Gene Ontology annotation, cellular component: nucleus. The record is from RefSeq and is a predicted model, not a curated record. Gene Ontology annotation, molecular function: RNA polymerase II transcription regulatory region sequence-specific DNA binding; DNA-binding transcription factor activity, RNA polymerase II-specific. Bases 13 to 3960 code for a protein of 1315 amino acids. Lineage: Eukaryota; Metazoa; Arthropoda; Malacostraca; Decapoda; Penaeidae. Gene Ontology annotation, biological process: regulation of transcription by RNA polymerase II.